AAAAAAGCAGGUAACAUAAAAAUUUUCACAGCUUGGGAAUGGGAGCAAUCUGGUGGUAGUGUCGUCUUCUUCCUCCUCCUCAGAUUUGCAAAUGUGGAUUCAGUCCUUAUGAAUCCUGCAAAUUCAAGAAAAACCCAUUUGAGAUAGAAAGCCAAAAGCAGAGUAGAGAAGGCGAAAGAAGCAAAGCGAAUAGAGGCAGAGAAAAUGAGUGGCUUUGCGCUGGGUUCAGCGUUUGAUUCCAAAUCGGGUCAAAUGAUAAUGGUGGCUCUGCUUUUAAUGGUUGGGACCUUCUAUGCUGGCACCCUCUUUGGCAACAAUGGCCCCAUCUAUGUCUCCGAGCUCCCUUCCAAUUCUUCUUCUUCUUCUUCUCCUUCUUCCUUUUCCACUGGUAUUUCUACAUUUACAAACAAGGUUGCUCUUACUUAUAGAAAAACACCACUUUUGAUUCCUGAAACUGGAAUGAAUGUGUGCCCAUUAACAUUCAAUGAAUAUAUUCCUUGCCAUGAUGUUUCUUACAUUAAGAGUUUGCUGCCCAACUUGGAUGUUUCUAGAAAAGAAGAGCUAGAGAGGCAUUGCCCUCCACUUGAGAAACGAUUAUUUUGCUUGAUUCCACCUCCAGAAGAUUAUAAGAUACCAAUACAAUGGCCAACAAGCCGGGAUUUUGUGUGGCGGAGCAAUGUGAACCAUACACGACUUGCUGAAGUCAAAGGAGGACAAAAUUGGGUACAUGAGAAGAAUCAGCUCUGGUGGUUCCCAGGUGGUGGUACCCAUUUCAAACAUGGGGCCCCUGAGUAUAUUCAAAGGUUAGGAAAUAUGACUACAAGUGAGACAGGUGAUCUGCGUUCUGCAGGGGUAGUUCAGGUUUUGGAUGUUGGUUGUGGGGUUGCCAGCUUCUCUGCUUACCUCCUCCCACUGGAUAUUCAAACAAUGUCCUUUGCUCCCAAAGAUGGACAUGAGAAUCAAAUUCAAUUUGCAUUGGAGCGAGGAAUUGGUACAAUGAUCUCUGCUUUAGCCACUAAGCAACUACCAUAUCCCAGUAGCUCCUUUGAGAUGGUUCACUGUUCAAGGUGUCGUGUCGAUUGGCAUGAGAAUGAUGGGAUUUUACUCAAAGAAGUGAAUCGCCUUCUGCGAUCUAAUGGGUACUUUGUCUAUUCGGCUCCACCUGCAUAUAGGAAGGAUAAAGACUAUCCAUUGAUUUGGAAUAAGUUGGUAAAUCUGACUUCAGCAAUGUGCUGGAAACUCAUUGCUCGAAAAGUUCAAACAGCAAUCUGGGUUAAACAAGAAAAUCAGGCAUGCCUUCUGGACAAUGCCGAGCAGAAACUUUUGAACAUAUGUGAUGCUGUCAAUGAUUCUAAACCAUCAUGGAAUACACCAAUGAGGAACUGUAUACAAGUAAUUAGUGGACAAACAAAUAUUCAGAAACUCCAUACUAGGGCAGAGCGUCUUUCUGUGUAUUCACAGAGUCUCAGCAAAAUAGAUAUUAAUGAAAAGGAAUUUAGUUCAGACACUUUGUUUUGGCAAGAUCAAGUUAGCCUUUACUGGAGGUUGAUGAAUAUUAGUAAGACAGAAAUACGAAAUGUCAUGGACAUGAAUGCUUUCUGUGGUGGAUUUGCCGUGGCUUUGAAUACCUUGCCUGUUUGGGUGAUGAAUAUAGUUCCUGUAAGCACGAAGAAUACCCUGUCUGCUAUUUAUGACCGAGGACUGAUUGGUGCUUUCCAUGAUUGGUGUGAACCGUUCUCAACUUAUCCACUCACGCACUAA
This is a messenger RNA of Quercus lobata, 1761 nucleotides long. RefSeq names its product probable methyltransferase PMT7. Gene Ontology annotation, molecular function: methyltransferase activity. Gene Ontology annotation, cellular component: trans-Golgi network; cytoplasm; endosome. The coding region runs from base 205 to 1761 and encodes 518 amino acids. The record is from RefSeq and is a predicted model, not a curated record. NCBI's taxonomy places the organism in Eukaryota, Viridiplantae, Streptophyta, Magnoliopsida, Fagales, Fagaceae. The transcript has 7 exons.